Molecule: messenger RNA, 1129 nt
Organism: Nymphaea colorata (pocket water lily)
Lineage: Eukaryota; Viridiplantae; Streptophyta; Magnoliopsida; Nymphaeales; Nymphaeaceae
Product: chaperone protein dnaJ C76, chloroplastic
Exons: 7
Coding region: 105-914 (269 amino acids)
Source: RefSeq, a predicted model, not a curated record
CUUUCCUAUUCAAGUAAUAUGUGAUUGGAUGAAUUCCAAUUCUCAAGCAUUGGCGCUCCCGCGGGUGAGAUUGAGGGAAGGGUUUCAUCCAAGAGGAUCAGCCGAUGGAAGUGGCGGUGCGGUGCUUACGGCCCCACCACCAUGGCCGCGACACCGGUUUCGGUGGAGCUCUGGUUGGGCUUAGUCGCCGUCGUCCUCCUCCUUCCUCCGCUGGGCUUUUCCGCGUUGGACGAAGAGGAGGUACUGUGAAAUGCAGCAGCAGCAGAGAUGAAAUCGGGAGCGAAGAGUGGCUGGCCAAGGCUUCGCCAUAUGAGGUGCUUGGCGUGGAUGAAUUGUGCACCCUCGACCAGCUCAAGGCAGCCUUCCGCGCCAGGGUGAAGGAGUUCCAUCCGGACGUCUGCCGAGAUGCCGGUGCUUCCGAGGCCAUUAUUCGUCGGGUGAUCCAAGCGUAUCAGGUGCUGUCUAAUACUGAUGGCAGGGGCCAAAUGAUUGAAAGGGAAUGCACAGAUCCAUUUGAAGAGCCAGAAUGUGAGGCAUUUGAUAUUUUUGUUGACGAGACUCGUUGUAUUGGAAGAGGAUGCCCAUAUUCGUGUGUAAAGAGAGCACCACAUGCUUUUUCAUUUAAUCCUAUGACUGGAGCAGCAUGUGCAUCUUCCCAAGCAGGACAUGGUGACGACUAUCUAGUUCAGCUGGCAGUUGGCCAGUGCCCAAGGAACUGCAUAUAUUACGUCUCACCUUUGCAGAGGGUUAUUCUAGAGGAGAUACUCAGCAGCAUUCUGAACUCUCCAUAUGCUACACCCGAGGUCAAUUCGCUGGAUUCUCUGCUUGCUAAAGCGAAGUUUGAAAACAAUAGGCAUCGGAAGCCAAAAAGACCUGCUAUUAAGAAUUUUACACAGUUUGUUGAUUGGUUCUAAGUUGUAAUAUUUUGGGAUGAAUGGCUCUGUAAUGAUGAAAUACUACUAUCUGGAAAUUCUGUAAUUCUUUUGGUUUUUUCUUUGCUCAACUCGCCCUUGUGGUUGUCUCAUACAGUGCGCCUACAGUUGGGCCCUUGGAUCAGUAGAACAUGCCGAGCGUAGAGAUCUACAUUUUUCACACUUUUGAUAAAUAAAAUUGGUAGUAUGUUUUUGGA